ACAAUGGCUGAGAAGGUAAUUUUGGCCUAUUCCGGUGGUCUGGAUACAUCGUGUAUUUUGAAAUGGCUUUUGGAGAAAGGCUACGAAGUGAUUUGCCUUAUGGCCGAUGUCGGUCAAAAGGAAGAUUUUGAGGCUGCCAAGCAGAAGGCCAUGAAUAUCGGAGCCACCGAUGUUGUGGUCAAGGAUGUAAAGGAGGAUUUUGUUCGCAACUACAUUUGGCCGGCCAUUCAAAUGGGUCUUAUCUAUGAGGAACGUUAUCUGUUGGGUACCUCAUUGGCCCGUCCCUGUAUCAGUGUGGCCUUGGUAGAGGCUGCCAAAAAAUAUCAGGCCAAAUACAUAGCACAUGGUGCCACGGGUAAGGGUAAUGAUCAGGUGCGCUUUGAACUCUGUGCCUAUGCUCUGAUGCCGGAAAUUAAGAUCAUUGCCCCCUGGCGGGAUGAUGAAUUCUGUCGUCAAUUCCAGGGACGUUUGGAUCUCAUUGAAUAUGCCAAAUUACAUAAUAUACCAGUGACGGCCAAGCCUGCCACCCCUUGGAGUACAGAUGCCAACAUUUUGCAUAUUAGCUACGAAUCGGGUGUGUUGGAAGAUCCCAAUCAUAUUGCACCCGAAUCGCUAUAUGAAAUGACCAAAGACCCUUUGACUCAGGCACCCAAGGAAUCGAUGCGUCUUACCAUAACUUUUGAAAAAGGUUUGCCGGUGAUGUUGAACGAUAAGCCCCAAUCGCCAUUGGAAAUUUUGGAAAUCUUAAAUUAUGUUGCGGGGUCAUAUGGUAUUGGUCGCAUCGAUAUUGUGGAGAAUCGUUAUGUCGGCUUGAAAUCAAGAGGUGUCUAUGAGACACCUGGUGGUACAGUGCUGUUCCAGGCUCAUCAAGAUUUGGAGGUGUUCUGUUUGGAUAGAGAGGUUUUGCGCUGCAAACAAUAUUUACGCGAUCGCAUGACCGAUUAUGUUUACAAUGGCUUCUGGUUUAGUCCCGAAGCCAAUUAUGCCCGCCAGUGCCUGGAAUUGUCACAGGCCAAUGUUAAUGGCCAAGUGACAAUGGAAUUGAGACCGGGUUAUUGUAUAGCUGUCGCCCGUAAAGCCACCAGCAAUGCAUUGUACAAUCAGGAGCUGGUGUCAAUGGAUGUCCAUGGUGGUUAUGUGCCACGUGAUGCUUCCGGUUUUAUAGCUAUCAAUUCGGUGCGCCUUAGAGAACAUGUACGAGCAUUUGGAGCAUAUGAAGUUAAAAAGUAAUAAAGAUGGCAAAAAAGCAAAAAAAACAA
Messenger RNA from Musca vetustissima, 1259 nucleotides. It is a transcript of the gene Ass, whose product is annotated as argininosuccinate synthase. NCBI's taxonomy places the organism in Eukaryota, Metazoa, Arthropoda, Insecta, Diptera, Muscidae. The coding region runs from base 4 to 1230 and encodes 408 amino acids. Gene Ontology annotation, biological process: urea cycle; L-arginine biosynthetic process. Gene Ontology annotation, molecular function: argininosuccinate synthase activity; ATP binding. The transcript is spliced from 3 exons. The record is from RefSeq and is a predicted model, not a curated record. Gene Ontology annotation, cellular component: cytoplasm.